This is a messenger RNA of Psammomys obesus (fat sand rat), 1341 nucleotides long. RefSeq names its product growth differentiation factor 7 (gene Gdf7). Gene Ontology annotation, molecular function: cytokine activity; growth factor activity. The record is from RefSeq and is a predicted model, not a curated record. Gene Ontology annotation, cellular component: extracellular region. Gene Ontology annotation, biological process: SMAD protein signal transduction; BMP signaling pathway. Bases 1 to 1341 code for a protein of 446 amino acids. The transcript has 2 exons. Lineage: Eukaryota; Metazoa; Chordata; Mammalia; Rodentia; Muridae.
AUGGACCUGAGCGCGGCCGCCGCGCUGUGUCUCUGGCUGCUGAGCGCUUGCCGUCCCCGCGACGGGCUGGAAGCUGCCGCGGUGCUCCGAGCGGCGGGGGCAGGACCAGCCUGGAGCCCCGGGGGCGGCGGCGGCGGCGAGCGGACCCUCGCCCCAGCUCCGGGCCCCUCGGCGCUUCAGGCCGACGCGGUUCCCGGGCCCCGCGCCGCGCGCCGCGCUGCGGGCUCUGGUUUCAGGAACGGCUCGGUGGUGCCGCACCGCUUCAUGGUGUCGCUGUACCGGAGCCUGGCUGGGCGGGCUCCCGCCGCGGCAGCCCCGGGGCACGGCCGCGCCGACACCAUCACCGGCUUCACAGAUCAGGCGACUCAAGACGAAUCGGCGGCGGCCGAGCCGGCCCAGAGCUUCCUCUUCGACGUCUCCAGCCUCCCCGACGUGGACGAGGUGGUGAACGCCGAGCUGCGCGUGCUGCGCUGGGGGUCCCCAGAGCCAGACGGGGCCAGCGCAGGCCUCCUCCCCCCGCGGCUGCUGCUGUCCACCUGCCCGGACGCGGCGGGCGCGGCCCACCUGCUGCAGUCGCGGGCCGCCGAGCCCCUGGAAGGGGCGCGCUGGGAGGCCUUCGACGUGACGGACGCGGUGCGGAGCCACCGCCGCGGGCCACGCGCCUCGCGCAGGGUCUGCCUGGCGCUGCGCGCGGUGGCCGGCCCCGGGGGCAGCCCGCUGGCCCUGCGACGGCUGGGCUUCGGCUGGCCGGGGGGAGGCGGCGGGGCGGCCGCGGAGGAGCGCGCGCUGCUGCUCGUCUCCUCCCGCACGCUGAGGAAGGAGAGCCUGUUCCGGGAGAUCCGGGCCCGGACGGCCGCCGCCGCCGAGCCGCCCCCCGAUCCGGGCCCGGGAACGGGCUCUCGGAGAGCAAGGCCCGGAGGACGCCGGCGGCGGCGGACCGCGCUGGCGGGGACGCGGGGAGCGCAGGGCGGCGGCGGGGGCGGCGCGGGCGCGGGCGCGGGCAGGGGCCACGGGCGCCGAGGCCGGAGCCGCUGCAGCCGCAAGCCCCUGCACGUGGACUUCAAGGAGCUGGGCUGGGACGACUGGAUCAUCGCGCCCCUAGACUACGAGGCCUACCACUGCGAGGGCGUGUGCGACUUCCCGCUGCGCUCGCACCUGGAGCCCACGAACCACGCCAUCAUCCAGACGCUGCUCAACUCCAUGGCGCCCGACGCGGCGCCGGCCUCCUGCUGCGUGCCCGCGCGCCUCAGCCCCAUCAGCAUCCUCUACAUCGACGCCGCCAACAACGUCGUCUACAAGCAGUACGAGGACAUGGUGGUGGAGGCCUGCGGCUGCAGGUAG